Molecule: messenger RNA, 1438 nt
Organism: Calypte anna (Anna's hummingbird)
Lineage: Eukaryota; Metazoa; Chordata; Aves; Apodiformes; Trochilidae
Gene: PAX2
Product: paired box 2
Exons: 10
Coding region: 168-1397 (409 amino acids)
Biological process (GO): regulation of transcription by RNA polymerase II; anatomical structure development
Molecular function (GO): RNA polymerase II cis-regulatory region sequence-specific DNA binding; DNA-binding transcription factor activity, RNA polymerase II-specific
Source: RefSeq, a predicted model, not a curated record
UUUGCUUUGGUUUUUUUGUUUUCGUGUUUUGGUUGGUUUUUUUUUUUUUUUUUUUCUUUUUUUCUUUUUUUUUUUUUGUUAUUUUUUUUCUCCCCUAAGUCCUGAAGUUGAGUUUUAGAGGCGACACGGCGGCUUCAGCCGAUUUCUUCCCCUUCCUUUGCCUCCCCAUGGAUAUGCACUGCAAGGCAGACCCCUUCUCAGCAAUGCACCCAGGGCACGGGGGUGUGAACCAGCUCGGGGGGGUGUUUGUGAACGGCAGGCCCCUACCUGACGUGGUGAGACAAAGGAUAGUGGAGCUGGCUCACCAGGGGGUGCGACCCUGUGACAUUUCCAGGCAGCUGCGGGUCAGCCACGGUUGUGUCAGCAAGAUCCUGGGCAGGUAUUAUGAGACGGGGAGCAUCAAACCCGGCGUGAUCGGCGGCUCCAAACCCAAAGUGGCGACCCCCAAAGUAGUGGAUAAAAUCGCCGAGUACAAGAGACAAAACCCGACCAUGUUCGCCUGGGAGAUCCGGGACAGGCUACUGGCCGAGGGCAUCUGCGACAAUGACACGGUUCCCAGCGUCUCCUCCAUAAACAGGAUCAUCAGAACCAAAGUUCAGCAACCUUUUCACCCAACACCAGACGGGAGUGGGACAGGGGUGACUGCACCAGGACAUACUAUUGUGCCCAGCACAGCAUCCCCUCCCGUCUCCAGUGCCUCCAAUGAUCCAGUGGGCUCUUACUCCAUUAACGGGAUCCUGGGGAUUCCUCGGUCGAAUGGCGAGAAGAGGAAACGUGAUGAAGAUGUAUCCGAGGGCUCAGUUCCCAAUGGAGAUUCCCAGAGCAGCGUGGACAGUUUGCGGAAGCACCUUCGUGGGGACACUUUCACCCAGCAGCAGCUGGAGGCUUUAGAUCGAGUUUUUGAGCGUCCUUCUUACCCCGACGUCUUUCAGACAUCAGAGCACAUCAAAUCUGAGCAGGGAAAUGAGUACUCCCUCCCAGCUCUGACCCCUGGGCUCGAUGAAGUCAAAUCAAGUCUAUCCACCUCUGCUAACCCAGACCUGGGGACAAAUGUGUCAGGACCCCAGACGUACCCCGUGGUGACCGGUCGUGACAUGGCAAGCACCACCUUGCCUGGCUACCCACCCCAUGUUCCUCCGACUGGGCAAGGCAGCUACCCCACCUCAACCCUUGCAGGAAUGGUUCCUGGGAGCGAGUUCUCAGGGAACCCCUACAGCCACCCUCAGUACACAACCUACAACGAGGCCUGGAGGUUCAGCAACCCCGCGCUACUAAUGCCACAUCCCGGGGCUCCGCACCUCCCACUGCUGCCGCUGCCUAUGACCGCCACUAGUUACCAUGGAAACCACAUGAAACUGCAGGGCGACAGCUUAGGCCUCCACAUUGUACCUGUCUGAUCACCUCCCUCCAUCCCUGGGAAGGCUGAAGAGACCUUCUC